AUGCACUCACUGCUGGUUUUGGUCGCUCUUUCCACGCUGUUGGUGGCUAUGAGUGUCCAACAGAUAGAUCAGCAGAAUAGGCUGAACUGUGGAUUUAAACUGCUUGGAGCGAAGAUAUACGGUUGUGAAGUUGAUAUAUGGUCAUCCGCAUGUGUUUUUGGAGAAAUGUUACGCGGUGCUGCACGUUUCCCUGAAAAAAAUACUUUCAAUCAGCUUGAACUUUACAUCGAUUGCUUUGGCUUACCCACUGACAAUGACGCGGAUUCAAUGAACGCGUCGAAACGUAAAUGGAAAGAAUUGAAAUCGACAUGCUAUUCGCUCAUUUUCGAAUUUUUCCCACUUAAUCUCUAUCAAUACUUGAAAAAAUUCAACAGAAAAAUUGGCCUGGUUGAGACGAAAAUGUUCGCUUGGCAAUUGUUUCGUGGACAAUAUCAUCUAUUACGAGCAGGGAUCUGUCAUCGUGAUAUAAAACCACAAAAUUUACUUAUCGAUGAAGAAUCCGGUCUGUUAAAAAUCGGUGAUUUCGGGUCAUCGGCAGUUGAGCCAAGAAAAGCUCCACAACCGAGCUAUCAUGUGACAAGGUAUUAUCGACCACCAGAACUUCUGCUUGGAGCGAAGAUAUACGGUUGUGAAGUUGAUAUAUGGUCAUCCGCAUGUUUUUUUUUUGGAGAAAUGUUACGCGCCUGUACAAGAAAAGCUGCGUUUCGUGUUAAUAUCGACGGUGCAAUGACGACAACAACCUGUACUGCCAACGGUGCUGAUCCGAGAGACCGCUGUUCGGGAUGCUGCCAGUCUCGUGCUCUGGCUGCUGGCCUACUCACUACCGAUGCAGCCGGGUUCCCUUCAACCAAUGGAAAUGAUUGUAUUUGCUGCAUCUUCAAUAAGUGUAGUCUAAGAUAA
Molecule: messenger RNA, 900 nt
Organism: Necator americanus (New World hookworm)
Lineage: Eukaryota; Metazoa; Nematoda; Chromadorea; Rhabditida; Ancylostomatidae
Exons: 4
Coding region: 1-900 (299 amino acids)
Biological process (GO): protein phosphorylation; signal transduction
Cellular component (GO): cytoplasm
Molecular function (GO): ATP binding; protein serine/threonine kinase activity
Source: RefSeq, a predicted model, not a curated record